Molecule: messenger RNA, 375 nt
Organism: Psilocybe cubensis
Lineage: Eukaryota; Fungi; Basidiomycota; Agaricomycetes; Agaricales; Agrocybaceae
Exons: 2
Coding region: 1-375 (124 amino acids)
Source: RefSeq, a predicted model, not a curated record
AUGCAAGCUACCUCUGACCCUACAAAGUCCGUGUCCUUGAAAGCCAACCCACCCAUUGUUAAUGGGUUUGUUACAUGCCCCAAAUGCCAAGUUCCUAUUAAGGCGGAUACCUUUGGAUUAUCCAACUACUAUUGCCACCAGGAAAUCACUACCUAUAGAGGAAAUCAGUGUAGGCAAGAGAAAAUUGAGAAGAAGCAAAAGGCAGAUAAACAACAGGCAAAAGAACAAGCAGUCUUUUCAAGCUUCUUCAAACCCAAGGCCCUGCUGGUUUUGCCUACCAUAUUUGCACCUGCGCUUGUCAAGUCAUCAGCUGCAAGACCAGUAUCUAUUGCCUCCAUCAUUGGCAAAAGUGACAAGACCUCCAAAUGCCUUUGA